Molecule: messenger RNA, 2498 nt
Organism: Cephus cinctus (wheat stem sawfly)
Lineage: Eukaryota; Metazoa; Arthropoda; Insecta; Hymenoptera; Cephidae
Exons: 3
Coding region: 603-1520 (305 amino acids)
Source: RefSeq, a predicted model, not a curated record
CAGCGACGCAGCCUGUCGGAUGGCUAGCCUGGCCGGUCGGCCGCAGGGGAGUACGGGGGGGGAGGGGGACGGUGGGCGAUUGGGCCGUGAGGAGUGGGGAGAAGAGCAUCGCUGCCGUCGAAGCACGAGGGACUCGGUCGAGUGGGGAGAGGGGUGCGGAGUGGGGCUAACAGGAGGACAGCCAGGCGGCUAGCCGGCAUGGAUAGGCGUGAGCGUGGGACAGGGUAGCCGUGGAGCCAGGAGGACUAUACGGACUAUGGGAUGAGAAUCGGAGAGAGCAUCCAGGGUUGGGGGUGCAGUGGGACAGAGGGGGGAUUGAAUGCUAUACGAGUGCCGGAUAGCGAGUCGAAGCGAGGCGUGGUGUGACGAGGCUGGGAUACGACGGUUGCGCUCGCGUUUACGCUCACAGGCGCCCUUGCCUGCGGCUACGUAACGUGUGUGAGAGCCGUGAAGGCGGCAGUCAGUGCCGGAACGUAUGCGUGAGUUUCGCUGGGUUGGUAUACGUGCGUUACGAACUGGGUAGAAGGUGAGGAGGCCAUGCGGCUUGGCUCGUCGGAGGCGAUGAGCCCUCGAGGCGGCGGCCGCUAGGGUGACGAUCCAACAUGCAGACGCACAGAGCCAGCCAGCCAGGACAGAAUGAGAUGACGCCAGGAGGAGUGAGACGAUUAAGCGCAACGAGAGUGACGAAGAGGAAUGGAAUAGAGGGAGUGAGAGACAUCGAGGCUGAAGCGGCGUGUGGAAGGCUGGAGGGUCGACGGGGGACGACGCCGUUGACGACGGCUUCGGGAAGGCUUGGUGGGUUUACGAGGCUCCGAGGGUCUGGGGGUCCUCGUCGGCACGCGCGCCGCGAAGUGCGCUACCCACGCAAGCGUUUCUGUUCGUGCGAGGGAUUGUACGUGUGCUCGGGAAUGACGAGGGCACUCUCGUGCGAGAAAGAAAGAGAGAGGGAGGACUACACUCGUGAACCUCUUCUCUCUCUUCCCUUCUAUCUACCCGGUUGUCACUGCGUUAAGAAUUCUUGCUAUACCACUCAACUCCUUUUCUAUCACUUCUUCUUCUUCUUCUUCUUCUUCUAUUCCUGCUGUCCUCGUGACAUUGUCCUUAUUUUUUGUUCCUAUUUUUAUUCUCUCCCCUGCACGAUUCGCGCGCUCUCCUCCACUUCCACGUUUUCGUUUCUAAUACCCAUACCGACUUCUUUUGUCGUAUACAACUCUCUCUCUAGCUUAUUUUUCCUGAAACCCUCUUACAGACUGGUUGUUGUGCUCAGGAUAUGCGAAAUUCCGGGUACCCACGGACGUGGGAGCCACUCCGGUCGGUCAUUCGAUUAUGUUUACCCGGGUGGUACGCAUAGCAAAGGAAGACUCUGCCGUCGGGUUAGCCGUUACACAGAGGCAGCAGUGACUUCUACAGGAUGUACCACGUCCAUACCAAGAACCAUCCAGGACGCCAAAAUCGUUUGGCUCGUUUAUGACGCUCGUGAGACGCCCUACCCGUGCAACGAAUCGGACUCCAUCACCUAGUCUGAUUUACGAUCGAAAACUUUCUGGACACGUCGUAGGUGGUGAGCUUGGAUCUCUCCCACACCAGGAACGUGCACGGCGGCCACCAGAUAGACACGUAUUGCGGCGUCGAGCCACGCUUGCCUUGCCGACGGAAUGUGCCGUACCCUACCUACCUACCAACCAAGUGUACCUGUGCGAUGCUAUACAAGGUGACUCAAGAGUCAAGACGUACAAGGAGAUACAGACAGCCUAUACUGUAUGUAGGCAGACAGGACGUCAAGACUGGCAUCCGGAAAACGCAGGAGGAUACAACUUUUGGUAUAUGGCGGCUGUUUCUGAAGGAUUCUUAUAUACAUAGAUUAAUAUAUACAUACACAAACACAUAUAGCUACUUUCGCCGUGACUGGCAUUGACCGAUUUCGCGAAGGAGUCCUCGUGACGAAUCGUCAUUGCUUGUCCUAUCACGUAAGGUUAACCUCAAAGAUGAACAAGAAAGGAAAUAAAAAGGAAUCCUCGACCUCGAGGAUUUGUCCUGUUCCACGAUUACAUUCCUACGCCCAGCACUCUAAAUCUCUCUACCCAGAUACUAGGAGAAGGUGUCCGGUAUGACCCGGACUUCGACCGCUCAGCGAAAAGUUCACCUUCAGACGGGUAUUGCGCCACGGGGAAGAUGCAGCGGCGCUUGGCGUCGUUGAUGAUUCUCAAUGUUCGCAUCAACGUUUUACAAUACCAGAAAAGUCUACGAUAAUACGUACCCAAGGUCGUUCAGAGACUAUCCUAUUUAGUAGGGUUCAUCCUGACACUGCGCAAGGUACCGAGGUCGAUUUGGAAUCCGAAGAAAACAAAGACGUCAGUUGAAUGCACGAAAAAAUGUCAAAGUAUACCAAGAAGAUUGAGACUUGACAGCAAAAAAGAAAAAAAUCGACGUUCAAUAAUCAUAAGUUGUUACAGGGUCUAUUAAUUUGCAAAGUCAUUAAAUCUCCAAAAUUUUUCCAA